UGGGAUGUCUGUCAGGACCCCCCGCGAGUGAUGGUCCUCCGCAGGUCACAACCCCAGCAGCCCCGACUGCUCCUCCGCAGGUCACAACCCCAGCAGCCCCGACUGCUCCUCCUGCAGAGGCAGACUGUGCUGCAUAUAAAGCCGCCGGACACACGACCAGUGGAGUCUACACACUUGGCUCACCCCUGUCCGGUGUAGAGGUCUACUGUGACAUGGAUACAGCAGGAGGAGGAUGGACCGUAAUCCAGCGACGACAGGACGGGUCGGUUACCUUUGACCGGACCUGGGAGGAGUACAAGCACGGGUUUGGGAACAAGAACGGGGAAUACUGGCUUGGGAACGAUAACAUCCACCGCCUGACUACUCAGAAGAACUAUCAUUUGCGGAUUGUCAUGCUGGGCUGGGAUUCAGAAUGGCGCUACGCUGAAUACGACACAUUUAGGGUGGCCAGUGAGUCAUACGGGUACUUCCUGACCAUUUCCGGAUAUUCAGGCACCGCGGGAGACUCCAUGGCUGGCGAUAACCCGACCAACAACGGGAUGGUGUUCUCCACUGUGGACAGGGACAACGAUGUCUGGCCCCGCGGCUCCUGUUCUCAGGACUACGGACAGGGCGGCUGGUGGUUCAGGGACUGCAGCCUCUCCUUCCUCAACGGCCGCUACCUGGGCAACUGUGGGAACUCCUGUAAUCCAGGGCAGGGUGUGAUGUGGUACAAAUGGAGAGGUGACACUUACUCCCUGAAGUCUGUGUCAAUGGCGAUCAGGCCACGAUAAUUGCAUUUGCUCUACUAAAUCUGAUCACACCCAGUUAUCCACAAAAUCAUCAAUCCUACAUGUCUGUAACGCUGACAAGUAACGCUCUCUAUUGUAGCGGCUUUGUCAGUUAGAAACGUACACCAGAAUGAGUCAAUU
Molecule: messenger RNA, 911 nt
Organism: Branchiostoma belcheri (Belcher's lancelet)
Lineage: Eukaryota; Metazoa; Chordata; Leptocardii; Amphioxiformes; Branchiostomatidae
Product: fibrinogen-like protein 1
Exons: 4
Coding region: 213-773 (186 amino acids)
Source: RefSeq, a predicted model, not a curated record